GAAUCCUUUCCCCUGCUAUCAUCCGAUACAACAUCUAUUCAAAAAUACGUUUGUUCAUUUAAUGACGAAAAUCAUGUACCUGUAGUACGAGACGAUAAAGUUCGAAAUAUUUUAGUAGCGAAUUAAUUCUAUUUCUUGUAUCUCUAAUAACGUUAUUUUCAUCAAACAUGGAUAAAAGAAAAAUGUCGACAGCAGGGGAUUCCCUGUACCAAAUUUUAGAGAUUCCAAAAACUGCCACUCCUGAAGAAAUUAAGAGGACUUACAGAAAGUUGGCGUUAAAAUAUCAUCCUGAUAAAAAUCCAAAUAAUCCAGAAGCAGCAGAAAAGUUUAAAGAAAUAAAUAGGGCACAUGCUAUAUUAACAGAUUUAACUAAAAGAAAUAUAUAUGAUAAUUAUGGAUCACUUGGACUAUAUGUUGCCGAGCAAUUUGGCGAAGAAAAUGUCAAUGCGUACUUUGUUGUCACUUCUGGUUGGUGCAAGGCCCUCUUCAUAUUUUGUAGUUUGAUAACUGCAUGUUAUUGCUGUUGUUGCUGUUGCUUUUGCUGCAAUUUCUGCUGUGGUAAAUUCAAGCCAACACCACCGGAAGACAGUGGAGCAUAUCACAAUUUACAGCGGGACCAGAACCCAGAGGCAAAUGUCGUGACGAAUCAGCCCAGAGGCCUGGUUAAGGAAGAGGAAAGUGACGAUGAGGCGAUUACGGCACAACCACAGGGUGGCCCGCAAAACAAUUCAACGAAUCAACAACCCAUUUUUGCCAUGCCUCCACCACCCGCUACCGUCGAUGAGAAUACAAAUCUGAAUAGCGGUGCUGAAAGAGUUAUUUACACAACUGCCGCCUCUACAAAUCCUUUCAUUGGAGCAAAUGUUGGUACUACUAGCUCGAGUGCAACAAAAUGGUAGUCAC
Molecule: messenger RNA, 903 nt
Organism: Apis mellifera (honey bee)
Lineage: Eukaryota; Metazoa; Arthropoda; Insecta; Hymenoptera; Apidae
Product: dnaJ homolog subfamily C member 5
Exons: 7
Coding region: 168-899 (243 amino acids)
Biological process (GO): regulation of neuromuscular synaptic transmission
Cellular component (GO): type Is terminal bouton
Source: RefSeq, a predicted model, not a curated record